Messenger RNA from Mizuhopecten yessoensis (Yesso scallop), 4516 nucleotides. Its product is annotated as nuclear-interacting partner of ALK-like. The record is from RefSeq and is a predicted model, not a curated record. Gene Ontology annotation, cellular component: nucleus. Bases 21 to 1295 code for a protein of 424 amino acids. The transcript has 9 exons. Gene Ontology annotation, molecular function: zinc ion binding. Lineage: Eukaryota; Metazoa; Mollusca; Bivalvia; Pectinida; Pectinidae.
CCUUCGGCUGUGUUCACAAAAUGGCUACUCCUGAAAAAGUCACACCAGAACGUGUCAAGAGACUUUUGUCAUCAUUUUUAGUCCCAGAGACUCUCGACUUUGAAUAUGAAAGAAACCCUGCGACUCCUGCAAAAAAUGAAUGUGACAAAGAAUCUCAUAACAAAAGUAAUGGACAACAGCAGACAUCUACAAACAAAGAAGAUGCGUCUCCGGCACAGAAAGGUCCACAUCCACGGAGCAGGGAAGCUUAUUUCCAAAGAGUCCACACCUUCACUACUUUUAAUUGGUUUGCUAAACCAGUAGAUUUAUCUCCCCUUGUGUGUGCACGGUAUGGUUGGCAGGUGAUCGAGACUGACAUGCUAGGAUGUGUGGGUUGUAAAGCCAAACUAAGUGGACAGCUCCCAAAAACAAGAGACCAACAAAUAUAUCCAGAUUGCUGCAAGAAACUAAAGCAUGGUCUGACUUGGUCACACAAGAAAUCCUGUUCGUGGUCAUCAAAUCCUAGUCCAGAAUCUUUUGCUGUGAUUCCACUCUACAACAUCAAGGAAAUAAGGCAAAACUUUGACACAAGGUUAAAGAUCUUACAAGCGUGCGACUCCCAGCUCCCUGUGGUGACCAACAGGUCAAUGGUGAAACAGGGAUUGGACGAGGAAAUUAUCGAGGACAUUGUGAACUAUUUUCUCAGUGAUCGUGAUCAGCCCGUUACAGAAAAUUCCAAAGCUGCGUUUUUACUUGCUCUCUGUGGCUGGAACCUAAGUGACAAAGGCAGCACCACCCUAGAAUGUAGCUUCUGUCAGCGAACCAUAGGCUUGUGGAACUACAAGUCCUCUGGUGGGACUCAAACAACCGAGAAUGAGCAAGAGCAGUCUGGAGAUGGUCCUGUAGCCAAAAAGUUUAAAGUUACAGAGAAGGACAACUUUGACCCUAUAGCAGAGCACAGGUACUGGUGCUCAUGGCUGGUGGAUCUGUCUGCCCCUAGAGAUGUAUCUACACCUUCCAAAGGUUCCCAAGGGAGCCAGUACAGCUCCCCAGUGUGUAGUCCCUCCACCCCAAACAGUAGCAGCUUUAAUAGCAGUUUUGGUGAGGGGUCCCCAGGGACCAGUCAACUGGACCUGACCACCAGGCCCUGGUUCUCUAUGCUAAAGCUGGUCUGUCCAGGCAAGGUGAUGGACACAGAGCCUACUAUGACUGACCGUUUCAAACAGAAUUCUCCAACUGCUGGUCUAAGACAGCUUCGGAGGCUGAUGAGGGGGUGGUCUUCUGCAUACAUAAAAUCACCGGACAAACCAUCGUGACACAAACUUAGGUCAGCAUGCUGUGCUCAAACAUCACAGUCAAAUCUACCUAAAUGAACUGGUAUACUGUUGGUGCACAGUUUGGAAUGGAUUUCUUUACACUGAAAUCAUAGACUGAAAUCUUUUUUUCUUCAUUAUAACACAAAAGUAACUUUAGAAAACGUCACUCUUUGUUGUUUCACUCGUUCAAAAUCAGUAGUAGAAAUAGUAAAAGUAUUGGGAAUUCCAUUAAUAAAUGAUAAUUUUGGAUCUGACUUUCCACACAUAAUGUUAUAAAACUGUUUGGUUAUACAUAUGUAGCUGUUGAAAGUGAAAUAGUGGGAGUGCUAGAAUAAAUUUUUUUGGUGAACAAACAGAGGUGAAGACAAAACGAUGGACAAAUGGUGUUGAGAACGUACAAGCUUUGUGCGUGUUGAUAACUGAUUGUACUGUGAGGAUGACUGGACGUGAGUGAGAUGUUCAAGGAGAAUUCUAAUGGAUGAUUAUACUGCUGGCAGCGACAGAUCAAAGGACUAGUGCCAUAAAGGUCAAGGUUAUGGUCAUAAAGGUCAAGGUUAUUGUCAUAGGUCAAGGUUAUUGCCAUAAAGGUCAAGGUUUAUUACCAUAAAGGUCAAGGAUUAUACUCUCAUUUCCAUAAUCACAUAAUUAUAUUCAUGUCAUAGAUAUGAGUAACCAUUUAAACCCCAUGAUCAAUACUCUGGUUAGUUUCAUGGAAUUUAAAAUUGGCCACAGUACCUGAUAAAAAACUAGAGUUGAUGAAAAAAUAUUGACCAAUAGUGGUGGCUGAAGACCCAGUUAUUCAAAUACAAAAUAAAGAGUCUGCAUUUAUCACUUUUCAGGUAAAUGUAUAUAUAUAUAUAUGUUAAAAAAUUAUUUGAAGGCUUCUAUUUUGUAUUUUAAAUCUGUUAAUCUAGUUGCAUUUCUUAUUCCUGACUCAUUCACCCCUGAAGACACAUUUGAACUCUUCCAAUUCAAAGGUUGGAAUACUUCAUUAUAAUAAUCAGGGAUGAAUGAGUUAAAUUCAGAUAAUAUCCAUGUCAUUUACAAAGAUAAAACGGAAAUAUUUAAAUAGUGUAUAUGUAAAUGUACAUGUCUUUUUCAUAUUAUGAUACCACACAAUUAGACUAUAUCUGUGUUGGUACAUUGUAUUGUGUUUUUUUUCUUUUUCAUCAACUCUGAACUGCAGCUAAACUAAGUAUUAUAUGAAACAAUCUCAUAUUUGUUAUUGAUGCUUUCAAAUGUUUCUUGUCACAAAAUAUCUUUAGUAUAGAAUUAAACACAAUGGGCUGUUUAAAUUUAAUAAAAGUAAAAUAUGUUAAUUUAGAAAUAUCCUGCUUAAUUGUAUUUGUUGUGAUCUCAUAAAUAAGUCUGUUUGAUAUUUUGCAAUCUUUUGUAUUGUUAUGAGCUUGUUAUGAGCGUAUUACAGUAGGGUUUUGUCAUAUUUAAUAUGAAAAUAUAUAGAUUGUAUGGUCAGACAGUCAACUAGGUUAUAAACAUGUUUUGACAAUUUACAAAUUCAAUUUUGAAGAAAAAAAGUUGAGUUUGAUUGUGUGUAUUAUCGUAAGGUGGUUAUUUUGAAUUCCAGGUCACUCGUGUUGUUUUCAGUUUUGAUAUAUGUGGAAAAGUUGAAAAUUUACUUUCAUGUUGAAGCUUAAGAUUGUUAGAAAAGGAGGCCAGAUUGGGUAACACAUUUUAUUCUCGUUUAGUUGAAGUGGUGUUGUAAUGCUGCUCCCUGAUGAUUGGUUUAUAUCAAUUUCACCAAGGUUACAGAAUGGACACACAUGCACUCAGCUUUUUUAAAUGUCUUAAGUCUAUAGAAAAGACCACUUGUUAUUAGAAAUAGAAGAUCUGCUGCUUUUGGUAAAUUGUCCACACUGGGUAGUUUUCACCAAAAUAACUCAAAACAAAACAAUCAAAAGAUAAUUCUAGUCCCCUGGAAACAAAUAUUUCAUAGAAUUUAAUCACUGUACAUGUUUUAAUCUUUUUUCUCUCUCUCACUCUCUCUCUAUUUGGAAGCUCAUAACUUUAGCAGAUUUGCUAAAAUGGACAAUUUUGUGGUAUCUGUUACCUGUGGAUUUCAGAUCUAGUAUCUGUAACGCCUUGCCAUGGUAACGAUGUUAUUUGCUAUUAAUUUUGUGGAAUGUAUUUUUCACAGAGGAAAUACUACCAUGAAAAAGUUUGAACCAAGCUAGAAACACCACCUUAGCAUAUUUAAAAGAAAAUUAUCAUUAUAUAUCUCGUAAAAGAAAUACUACAACUACAAAGAGUAUUAAAGCUUUGAUAAUCUAUUAUGAGGCUUUAAAAUAUGAUUUUUUACUACAACGUUUCAAAUUUCUGGUAUUUAUACAGAGCAGAAUUUUGAGAAAUGCAUUUAGAAAUACAGCAACAGAAAAAAAGAACUUGCAACAUAUGUAUUUCUAAAUUUCAAAAAUCUAUAAUGUUGGGUAGUAUUGGGUGUUAUUGGUGCAUUGUAAAAUUGUAAUGUUGAGCAUAUUUUGUUGUAGUUUUUCAGAUGGCAACUUGGUAUUAAGCAAUGUCUAUUUAAGAUUUUUGGAGGGUUCUUCGUGUUUUUGAAAAUUGUUUUAUAGUAAAAAUUAUUUGGUAGUACCAAUGCUUGUUGUCUUAUAACUAACAUGUGACUUUGUUCAAUGAUGUGCAAUUAAAUCUCUCUUCAACUCAAAUGUUUGGUUCUAUUAUUUUUAGACAGAGAAUUACUGUGGGGUGUGUGUAAUGAUCAUAACAGGUGUCUGAAUCAAGAGAAUGCUUUUUGGAGCUACAUUGUAUUUUGAUACCAAAAAGGGGAAAGAUGAACUGAGCAAAACAGUUUCAGUCACAUUUCACACAAUUUCCCCCUUAUUGGAAAUGUGGAAUGAGGAAGAUCUCCCUCAUUGGAGGUUUCAGAAGUUGACACCUAUGACAGUGUCACAAGUUACUCACAAGUUACUUGAUCAUGUUGAUUGAUGUUGGGCGAGAUGAAAGUCCUAGGGCUAUAGUUUGUCUGCAACCACUAGCAAACAAAUGAUCUUGACACAAUUUCAAGGUCACUGAGGUCAAAGGUGAUAAAACUUUUUUAAACAACCUUUCGGAAUAAUCCGUUGGUCGUGACCAGGUCAUUUUGACCAAUAUCAUGCUGGGGCGAUGAGUUAUCUAGAUCUUGGGUCACGUUUGUCUGUUGUGGGUCAUACUUCUGUAAGCAAUUUACAUUUUUGACCAUGUGGUUA